This is a messenger RNA of Nothoprocta perdicaria, 1543 nucleotides long. It is a transcript of the gene SERPINB1, whose product is annotated as serpin family B member 1. Gene Ontology annotation, biological process: negative regulation of endopeptidase activity. The transcript has 6 exons. Bases 4 to 1149 code for a protein of 381 amino acids. The record is from RefSeq and is a predicted model, not a curated record. Gene Ontology annotation, molecular function: serine-type endopeptidase inhibitor activity. Lineage: Eukaryota; Metazoa; Chordata; Aves; Tinamiformes; Tinamidae.
ACCAUGGAGAACUUGAGCAACGCAAACUGCAGAUUUGCACUCGACUUGUUUAGAAGAGUUAUUGAGACCAGCCCAACAGGAAAUGUUUUCUUCUCUCCUAUGAGUGUUUCUGCUGCUCUGGCCAUGCUCCUUUUAGGGGCCAAAGGUAAUACAGAGGCCCAGAUGCUGAAGAUACUUCAUUUUGACAAGGUCAAAGAUAUUCAUUCAAGAUUUCAGGCUCUGACUGCUGAUAUUAACCACAGGGAUGCUCCCUAUCUCUUACGGCUUGCCAGUCGCCUUUUUGGAGAGAAGUCCUACAGUUUUUUGCCGGAUUUCCUGACUAAUACUCGGAAAUUAUAUGGAGCUGAUUUGGCUACAGUUGAUUUUCUUCAGGCUUCUGRUGAAGCCCGAAAGGAAGUUAACAAGUGGGUGGAGGAAAAAACUGAAGGUAAAAUCCCUAAUUUGCUGCCUGAAGGCUCAGUUGAUAGCAUGACCAGACUCGUACUCGUGAAUGCUAUUUAUUUCAAAGGGAAAUGGGCAAAGAAAUUUAAAGAAGCCAAUACUGCUGUGAUGCCAUUUUGGUUAAAUAAGAACGAACAAAAGAAAGUAAAAAUGAUGUACAAGAAAGAUAUAUUUUGUUUUGGUUACAUCCCUGAAAUGAAGACCCGUAUUUUAGAGCUAUGCUAUGAUGGACGAGAACUUAGCAUGAUCAUCUUGUUACCUAAUAACAUUGAAGACGACUCUACUGGGCUGCAGGAGCUGGAAAAGCAGCUCACCUKUGAGAAGCUUCAGGAAUGGACCCAUCCACACCAUCUGCGCUCUACUGAUGUCAACGUGCAUUUGCCAAAAUUUAAGCUAGAAGAAAGCUAUGACCUUAAAUUGCAUUUACGUGCUAUGGGCUUGUUGGAUGUAUUUGACAGUGGCAAGGCUGACUUGUCAGGAAUAUCAGAGGCACGUGACCUCUUUCUGUCUCAAAUCAUCCACAAGGCUUUUGUAGAAGUGAAUGAGGAAGGCACAGAAGCUGCAGCUGCCACUGCUGGCAUUGUGUAUGCAGCUUCCUCCUGCUUGGUGACGGAAGAAGAUUUCAAUGCUGAUCAUCCUUUCAUUUUCUUUAUCCGCCACAACCCAACACAAAGCAUACUCUUCCUUGGCAGAUAUACUUCUCCAUAAAGAGAACUUAUUAUCUGCUUCCCAGUUCCUGCUCCAGUCAGUGAAAGCUUUGCUCCCAGAUAAGUUGGGUUUUGAUGUAUAAAUUUAAUGCUCCUGUCCCUGAGUUCUUGGUAGCUGAGAUUCCGUUCUGCAGUUCCUUGUCUUAUAGAGCAUUUUUAAUCCCUAGGAAAAUCUUAACUAUGGGCAAAAGAAUCUUUUGAAAUUGGACUAGAAAUGAAAAUCCUUUGGGGCACUUAAGACACAGUAUCUACCCAAAUGUCUACUUGCCCAAGUUUCUGCGUGUUUGCUGACAGCCCCAGUCAGUGACUGCUGACUGUGUAAUAGGAUGUGCUUGCAAAGCUAUUCCUUCCCUAAAGCUGUGUUCCCAGAAGAUAUUUUAAUAAAAUACUUCUUG